This is a messenger RNA of Sardina pilchardus (European sardine), 3655 nucleotides long. RefSeq names its product zinc finger protein 280D (gene znf280d). Lineage: Eukaryota; Metazoa; Chordata; Actinopteri; Clupeiformes; Clupeidae. Gene Ontology annotation, molecular function: RNA polymerase II cis-regulatory region sequence-specific DNA binding; DNA-binding transcription factor activity, RNA polymerase II-specific. Gene Ontology annotation, biological process: regulation of DNA-templated transcription. The transcript has 19 exons. The coding region runs from base 109 to 3345 and encodes 1078 amino acids. The record is from RefSeq and is a predicted model, not a curated record.
UGAGUCCGUGCAGUUCUCGUAAAUCGUGUUGCAUAAAUCAGUAAGAGUCCAUGAUAGAACCACACACACAUCGAUACAGGACAAAGCUAGCGAGAUCCCAGCUUCACCAUGUCGGAGCUGUUUAUGGAGUGCGAGGAGGAGGAACUGGAACCAUGGCAGAAGGCGAUCCCAGAGAUCAACCUGGUAGAUGACGAUGAUGAUGAUGACGACGACGAGCCUAUCUUCGUUGGCGAGAUCCAGAGUUCCAAGCCUGCCAACGCCAGACCUAAUGUUGGCGUCCCGAGAGGGCAACAGAACGUUCCAGCGGGCCGGCGGAACGUUGGCUCUGCCCAGAUGCCCUCCCAGAAGCCUCCCCAGGUGUCCCCCCCGAUGCCGACAGUCAAACGUGCUUCAUAUGCACCGUCGCCCCAAAACACCACCAGGGUGGCCCCACCUCCGUCCAGCAACAACCCCACCCUCAUCCCCGCCAGCUCCAAUCAGGUGACGGGACUGAACGUCGGUCGCGUUGGCAACACAGUCACUCCUCAGCCCAUCAUAAUCAACAAUCAGGGUUACAUUGUGUCUUCUCCGCAAAUAGCCAACAGUGGUCCGUUCAUCACCAGUAUUGGAUCCCAGUAUCCACCUGGCACCUCUUUUGCCGUCUUGCCAGCGGGGCAGCCUCUGCUGCAGCAGGUGUCCCAGUCCAACUCGCUGCAUCCCAUGGUGGGGGGCGGUGUGGUGCACAGGCCGCAGGUGCAGCUCAUCCAGAACAACGUGGUGACGCUGGCCAACGUGCAGGCCCCCCCCGACCUGCAGGGCCCCCACCCCCACCCCACCGCCUCCGCCCUGGGACCCCCCCCACACAGGAGCAUGGGCGCCCCCCAGCCCCAGCCCCAGCCCCAGCACCAGGUCAUGUCCAGGCAGGACAGCGCCGCCUCAGCUCUGGCCUCGCUGCAGGGCCUCAACAACCGCGAUAACGGAACAGUGAAGCGAAGCUUCCCAUCUGAUAUGGACAAGACAAAAAGACUCAAAGUGGAUGCAGCUGGUAAUCUACGGAUGUCAGAGUUUGCGGAGAAUGAGAGUCCCUCCAGGAGGCGGUGUCCAAGAUGCAUGGGAUCCUAUCCUGGGGACGACUCGCUGAGGGGACAUAUGAGGUACUGCUGUCCAGAUCUGUUGGAGACGGUGUUUGGCACGAGCUCUCGGCAGGACAAGUCGGCGGCGCCGCUGCGGGUGUACGACAUGGACAAGGGCAAGCUCAUCAUGCUGGUCACCGACUUCUACUACGGACGCUGCGAGGGCGACCAGCACCUGGAGCAGAAGACACACACCACCUUCAAGUGCAACAGCUGCCUGAAGGUGCUCAAGAACAACAUUAGGUUCAUGAACCACAUGAAGCACCAUCUGGAGCUGGAGAAGCAGAACAGUGAGAGCUGGGAGAGCCACACCACGUGCCAGCACUGCUACCGCCAGUACAGCACGCCCUUCCAGCUGCAGUGCCACAUCGAGAGUGCCCACAGCCCCUACGAGUCCACCACUAACUGUAAGAUCUGUGAGCUGGCCUUUGAGACGGAGCAAGUGCUGUUGGAACACAUGAAAGACAAUCACAAGCCGGGAGAGAUGCCCUACGCCUGUCAGGUGUGUAACUACCGCUCGUCGUUUUUCUCUGACGUGGAGAGCCACUUCCGAACCAUCCACGAGAACACCAAGGACCUGCUGUGUCCCUUCUGCCUCAAGGUGCUGCGCAGCGGACACAUGUUCAUGCAGCACUAUAUGAGGCACCAGAAAAAAGGCAUCCAUCGCUGCGGGAAGUGUCGACUGAACUUCCUGACGUACAAAGAGAAAGUGGAGCACAAGACUCACUUCCAUCGCACGUACAGGAAACCCAGGACCCUGGAAGGACUUCCUCCCGGAACCAAGGUGACUAUCCGGGCCUCCCUGUCUGGAGGGUCCCCCAGCUCCUCCAGCGCAUUAUGCAGGUCCAGCAUCAGCGUGGUUCCGGGCAUCCCGGCCGCGAGACCCGUGGGCCGCCCCCCCAACAGCGCAGGCCGGGGGAAAGCCAGCCCGCAGAACUCUGUGGGGCCAGUCAAGACCAAGAAGGAGCGGAACAAACCAGUGGACCUCAGGAACUUCAAUCUGAGGCAUUUCCGGGCCCCGGAGGGUAAGAGCGUGUGCAUGGAGUGUUCGGCCGCCGUGAAGGACUUCUACGACCACUUCCCCCUGCUCCUCACCUGCGCUGCCUGCAAGUACAAGACCUGCUGCCGGAGAUCCUACCGGAACCACAUGAGCAGAUUUCACAGUGCAGGGUCGAAAGAGAGGAGGAAGAAUAUGCGGACGCAAGGCGCUUUACGGAGCCUGACUCUGGUUUGCCUGAACUGCGACUUCCUAGCCGAUGCUACAGGAAGUGACCUUAUGAGCAAACAUUUGAUUGACAGGCCCACCCAUGCCUGUCAGGUGAUCAUGGAGCAGCCACAAGAAAACCAUGAUUCUGUUUCUGACAAAGCCAGCCUGGAAAGAUCCGACCUCGCUGACGACAAGCCUGCCAAAUUAGACGAUGAGUUGCUGGGCAACACGACCAAACAGGAAGAGGAUGCAUGCAAGGAGGAGGACACGCCCUCUGACCCAGCCCCGCCUACCCCUGUCACUAUAGACUCCGCCUCUGAGGAGCGGAGCCAGGACACACCUUUAGAGAAUGAGACUCCUCCAGACCAGGAAAAGGACACUUCUUCUGAACACAUCUCUGAGACACCUGCUGGUGUGCCCUCUGAAGACAUCUCACCUGCUGACAUGCCCUCUGAAGACAUCUCACCUGCUGACAUGCCCUCUGAAGACAUCUCACCUGCUGGUGUGCCCUCUGAAGACAUCUCACCUGCUGGUGUGCCCUCUGAAGACAUCUCACCUGCUGGUGUGCCCUCUGAAGACAUCUCACCUGCUGGUGUGCCCUCUGAAGACAUCUCACCUGCUGGUGUGCCCUCUGAGAAUGUGACGCCCUCUGAUCGCGAUUCACCCUCUGAGGUGCCCAUUGAGCAUGAGGCAGCCAUGGAACUAGAUGACCCUGUGGAACCAGAAAAGGUUGCAGAGCCGGAGAUCACUGGAGAACGUGAGACGGCCACUGAACCGGAGGUAGAGACCGGAGUGGAACCAAGCACAGAGAAGCCGAGCACAGAACCUCCGAGCGCAGAGCAACCAAGCACAGGACGUCCUGAGGACGCAGCAGAUGAGGUUCCACUGGAACCGCUCACGCCCUCCAAGGUUCUAGAACAUGAGGCCACAGAGAUGCUGCCCGUCUCAGCCAAUCAGAGUGCUGAUACGGACUGUGUAGACACGCCCAGCAGCCCAAACGGACCUUCAGAAUCCGUCACCGUGUAGGACCAGACCAAGAAACACCGACGUCUCUCUGAUGAGCUUUUUUUUGCUUUUUUGAAAAGUCGUUUCCCUCAAACUGGUUGUUUCUAAGAUCAGACUAUCCUUCUUCUCCUUAAAACAACCCAACACGUGUAGAUAACUGCUGUCCAUUACAAAUGAACAGAUCCAAAGAUCCCUGGGUCCUCUGUAAUCUCCAUUGUUAUUUGCCUCAUGAUGUGAUGAUAGACAAUGAUGACUCACUUUGUUACAUUUUCUUUUUUUUUUUUUUUAAAUAAAAUCAUGUAGUGUCAUGCGCAUUGGCACAUUUUUCAGA